Epinephelus moara (kelp grouper) is the source of this 2519-nucleotide messenger RNA. RefSeq names its product calcium channel, voltage-dependent, beta 2b (gene cacnb2b). The record is from RefSeq and is a predicted model, not a curated record. Lineage: Eukaryota; Metazoa; Chordata; Actinopteri; Perciformes; Serranidae. The transcript has 13 exons. The coding region runs from base 252 to 2114 and encodes 620 amino acids. Gene Ontology annotation, cellular component: voltage-gated calcium channel complex. Gene Ontology annotation, molecular function: high voltage-gated calcium channel activity; protein binding. Gene Ontology annotation, biological process: chemical synaptic transmission; neuromuscular junction development; calcium ion transmembrane transport.
CCGUGUCUCCGGCGGUGUCCUGCGCGUCGCGCUUUCUUCUCUUUGGGAAAUAUUUCACCUUUACGCACCAAACUGCGCUUUAAAGAGCGGUGCCGCAUCUGAUAGCAUCCUCGGAUACACGCACCUGUUUCAGAGGUAAACUGAGUCUCAUGGCAUACCUGUCCAUGUCUCCUCUACCGGGGCCGGUUGAAUGAUAAUCUGAUCUGGACGUUACACCUGCGGUAUAAAACCAGUGGACCACUUUAUCCAACAUGCCACCCAAGAAAAAGGGAGAGCGUCAGGACUCAGACGUCGUCGAGGAAAGAAACGCCCAGGUGCAGCUGGAGAAGGCCAAGUACAAACCUGUGGCAUUCGCAGUACGUUGCAACUUCUCCUACACCCCAGCAGACGACGACAACGUUCCCGUACCGGGCCAGGCUGUCACCUUUGAGGCCAGAGACUUCCUCCAUGUCAAAGAGAAGUUUAACAAUGAGUGGUGGAUCGGCCGGCCGGUGAAGGAGGAUGGUGUGGUGGGCUUCAUCCCCAGUCCAGUCAAUCUGGAAACCAUUCUCAUCAGAAGAGAAGUCCAGGCGAGGAAAGCUGCCAAGGCCUUAGCCAACAAAGCAGCGGCUCAAGUAGCUCAAGAUAUGAACUCAAAGAAAUAUACUCCUCCAUCACAAGCCAAUCAGCAGGUGAAAAAGAAACCGGGGGAGCAGGUGGCUAUGUAUGAUGUAGUGCCUACAAUGCGUCCUGUGGUUCUAAUGGGACCAUCACUGAAGGGCUUAGAGGUUACAGAUAUGAUGCAAAAAGCACUAUUUGACUUUUUAAAACAUCGAUUUGAAGGCAGAAUUACCAUUACACGGGUCACAGCAGACAUCUCUUUGGCUAAACGGUCCAUCCUCAACAACCCUGGCAAAAAGGCCUUAAUGGACCGGUCAAACACACGCUCCAAUUUAGCCCAGAUCCAGGGGGAGGUGGAGCGAAUCUUUGAGCUUGCCCGCAGCCUGCAGCUGGUGGUUCUAGAUGCAGACACAAUCAACCACCCUCUCCAGGUGUCCAAGACCUCCCUGGCGCCAAUCCUUGUCUAUGUCAAGAUCUCCUCACCAAAGGUGUUGACGCGACUGAUCAAGACGAGAGGAAAGUCACAGACCAAGCAUCUCAAUGUUCAGCUGGUGGCAGCAGACAAGCUCGCCCAAUGCCCACCGGAAAUGUUUGACGUCAUCUUAGAUGAGAACCAGCUUACUGAUGCCUGUGAGCACGUCGCUGAUUAUCUGGAGUCUUACUGGAGAGCCACUCAUCCACCAGAGAUGGAGCCUGCCAACGCACUGGUGGCCCAGCUGGCUGGGAACACACUGCCCACCAGUCCUUCAGCAAUACCGGAUGGGCAGAAAAACAAGAAGACAGCCGCCCCCAAGAGGAAGGGUUCCCGGGAAAACCAUCUCGACCUGGAGCCCCCUUCAGUACAGGCACAGGAGCAGAGGGCUGAGGAGGGCCAAAGAGAGGAGGAAGAACGACUUCUGAGGACUGAACCAAAGAGACCCCAGCACACCCACCACCAUCACCAUCACCACCACCACCACCGUCGGAUGGAGCACCACAGCCACACCCAGCACAACCAAACAUCCGGAGGCAUGGAAGUACAGCCGAGCAGGGAUUACAGCCAGAGGCUUCCCCGCAGGCACCCGCCUGAGGAGAGGGAGGAGGAGGUGGAGGAUGUGGUCGAGGAGGACGAGGACGAGACUCGCUAUAACCACCGAGGCCAUAACCACCACCAUCAUAACAGCAACCACCACCAUCACCACCACCACCACCAACAACAUCACCACCGUGGGAACAGCCAGCCACAUGUUGCGGCAGACUAUGAGCAGGAGCACAAUGAACGCAACCGGCAGCACAGGCAUCACCAGCAUAUUCCACAGCGGACACACCACACAGAUCACUAUCCUGCGCACAAUCAUCACAACUACCACCACUACCAUGGCAGAGACAGGGACAGGGACAGAGAUAGGGAAAGACACAAGGACAGGGAAAGAGACAGGGAUAGGGACAGAGGUAGAGAUAGAGACAGAGAUAGAGACAGAGACAGAGACAGAGAUGCACGACAAUGGCACAGGGAUUCCUAUAUACAUUCGUGACUGCUGUUUCUUCUGUGGGCUGGUGCAUGGUUUUAUGCUGCUCAAGUUAUAAUGCACUAAUGGAGGGCAGGGUGUGUCAUCUUUGUAGACAAUGUUUUCCUCAUAUUAUUUACCAUUUUUUAUUUUUACCCUCUGCACACACUUUGUCCUUUUACCAGAAUCAAUAUUAUGACUUGGUUUUUGUCUGUCUUAUUUUCACCUAAUUAAUAUGGCUCUAUCUGAGUGUAUUUUUGCACAGACAUUAAAAGCAAUGGUGUGUUCGUUCAGUAUGGGUUGUAAACCUUUUGGUUUUGUAUUGGUCAUGCGAAUCAUACCGAAGCCAGUUUUAUGUUAUCCAUUAUCUCAAGAUCAGUUUAUUACUACUUUACUCUUCUUAUCUAGAGUCUGUUUCUGUGCUUAAUGAUA